Aureobasidium musti is the source of this 1272-nucleotide messenger RNA. The record is from the annotation of a GenBank genome assembly. Lineage: Eukaryota; Fungi; Ascomycota; Dothideomycetes; Dothideales; Saccotheciaceae.
AUGUCGGCACCACCUCAGGAACCGCCGCAACAGCAGCAGCCACCGCAGCAAGAGGGCCAACCACAACCCGGUCAACCACAGAUCAACCUGAUGCCUGCAGGACUCCAACCCGGCCAGCAACCCACUCCUGAGCAGAUCCAAGCUAUGCAGCGUCAACUGGCCAUUGAGGCGCAAAAGAAUGGCAUGACUGUCCCACAAUACGUCGAGCAGCUCAAGGCUCAGGCCAUGCGCCAACACAUGAUGCAACAGCAGCAAAUGCGCCAGCAACAAAUGCAACAACAGCAAAUGCAACAACAGCAAAUGCAGCAACAACAACAGCAGCAGCAGCCCAUCACCCCUGGCCCUCCCAAACCCGAGGCUAUUGCUGUUGCCAACUUCCUUCAAAGCCAGGAUCUUAAGGUCCGUACUUGCGUCUUCCAGGAGAAGCGCAAGGAUAUGUUCAAAGUCAAACGUGCAAUCCGUGCUCUCGAAUCGCCCGCCUACGAAAAAGCCCGCGCGAAGAACCCCCUCCUCCCUCCCGUUACCGACCGCGCAAGUGCCGAAAACACAUUCAAGCUGCUUCCUCUAUCGCUCCUUGCUCUUCGCGUGUCAAAGGUCGAACAGCCAGCCGAGCAAAAGAAGAAGCGUGUCAAGGGUCUCUGGACCGUCAAGGUGGAGCAGCAGCAAGAGGCGCGUGAUGAGUUCCACUACGUCUGGUUGUACGAGGGUGCUCAGUGGAAGACUAAGCUCUACGCCGUUGGUGCACUCGCUCUAAUUCUCGCCAUCGUCUUCUUCCCCGUCUGGCCCUAUAAGUUGCGCAUCGGCGUGUGGUACCUCUCAAUGGGCUGCUUGGGUCUGCUGGGUCUCUUCUUCGCCAUGGCCAUCUUCAGAUUGAUUCUCUUCCUCGUCACCAUGUUCACCGUACCUCCUGGUCUCUGGCUAUACCCCAAUCUCUUCGAGGACGUAGGCUUCUUCGACUCGUUCCGCCCAGUUUGGGGCUGGCAGGAGACUGCAGAUGACAAGAAGGCAAAGAAGGAGCAGAAGAAGGCAAAGAGAGAGGCUAAGCGCCUGGCGAAGGCAGGUGGUGAGAAGAUUGCUGAAAUGGGCGAGCGAGUACAAGAAAUUCUCGACGACGGCCACGGUCAUGACGGACACGUUCACAAGGAGGACAUCUCAGCUCCCAUUAUGCAGCCUGCUGCCGAGGGUACAAGCACAUCAGGGGCACAAGUUGCAGAAGGUCAGGCCAAGCAGCGAAUCAUGGCCGCUAGCGUUGAGGAGGCCGAGGACGAGUAA